This is a messenger RNA of Gracilinanus agilis (Agile Gracile Mouse Opossum), 437 nucleotides long. Its product is annotated as UPF0450 protein C17orf58-like. Gene Ontology annotation, molecular function: protein binding. Bases 18 to 437 code for a protein of 139 amino acids. The transcript is spliced from 3 exons. The record is from RefSeq and is a predicted model, not a curated record. Lineage: Eukaryota; Metazoa; Chordata; Mammalia; Didelphimorphia; Didelphidae.
CUGAAUGCAAAUGGGAUAUGGAUGAAAAAGAAUUCUAUUGCAUGAGUGAAUUUGCAGUGAAUGGAAUCGUCCAUGACGUAGAAGUGCUUGGUGAAGGCGUCCAGCUGGUCUCUCUGCUGGUCAACAGUCACGGGCUGUACAAGACUAACCGCCUCUAUGUCACCCCAGACGGCUUCUUUUUCCGAGUUCAUGUGCUCGCAUUGGAUUCCUCCAGCUGCAAUAAGCCAUAUCCAGAUUUUAAAUUUGGCAGCAGGUAUAUAGUCAUGGGUCACAUCUACCACAAGAGACGGCAGCUCUCCACAGCUUUGCUGCGGGUCUUACAAGGGCGCCUGAGGCCUGGAGAUGGAUUGCUCAGGAGUAGCAGCAGUUAUGUGAAAAGAUUUAACCGCAAAAGGGAUGAGAAAAUCCAAAGGGCAGCUCAUACCAAGUGUAUCUGA